AUGAAGAUCACAACAACAACUUUCAUCCAACUUUUGUUAUUUAUCUGCUCAGCAGAUGCCUUGAUACCAAUCACUGUCAAAGGGAAAAGAUUCAUCAAACCAAAUAGUGAUGCCUCAACCCAAGGUGAAGUGUUCUUUAUCAAAGGUAUCGAUUAUCAACCUGGGGGAUCGUCAGGUUAUGAUUCAGCUACUGGUGUUGAUGCAUUAUCCAAUCCUGAUGCUUGUUAUAGAGAUGCUUAUGCCUUUCAACAAAUGAAUAUCAAUACUUUAAGAAUCUACUCUUUGAACCCUGACACUAAUCAUGAUGAAUGUAUGACUAUCUUCAAUAAUGCCGGUAUUUAUUUGAUUUUAGAUGUUAAUUCAGGUGAAUACGGUGGAUCAUUAAAUAGAGCUGAUCCAUCUGGCUCAUACAAUGCAAACUAUUUGAACAGAGUCUUUAAAUUCAUUGAAGCUUUCAAAAACUAUCCAAAUGUUUUGGGGUUCUUUUCUGGUAAUGAAGUCAUUAAUGAUCAAAGUAAUUAUGCUGAAAUCACUCCAAACUAUAUUAGGGCUGUUCAAAGAGAUAUGAAACAAUACAUUGCUAAACAUGCAAACAGAACUAUCCCUGUUGGUUAUUCAGCUGCUGAUAGUGUUACUUUAAGAAGAGCUACUUUUGAAUAUUUGCAAUGCUUCAUUGAUGGUGAAGAAAAUGAUGUUAGUAGAUCUGAUUUCUUUGGGUUGAACUCUUAUGAAUGGUGCAGUCCUUCAACUUGGGAAUCUUCUGGAUAUGGAGAGUUGAACUCCACUAUGUCAAACACAACAUUACCUCUAUUAUUUUCAGAAUUUGGUUGUAACAAGAAUUCACCAAGAACUUUUAAUGAAAUCAGUGAUGGUCUCUUUGGAGGGUUAGUCAAUACUUUCUCUGGUGGAUUGGUCUAUGAAUAUACCGAAGAAGCUUCUCAUUAUGGGGUGGUUGAAUUGAAUAGUGAUGAUUCAAUUACUUAUAGAGAAGAUUUCGAAAACCUGAAAAAUGAAUACGCAAACUCAAGUAUUCCAACUAUUUUAGAAGAUGAUGUUGAAAAGGCUCAUAUCGUCACUUGUGAUGCUGAUAUUGUCACUAACAUCUACUCUGAAUUUGGUGCCAAUUUUACUUUACCAGCCCAACCAAAAGAUAUCGCUGAUUUGAUUGAACAUGGUGUCAAUGCAACCAAUGUUGGUAAACUUCUUGAUGGAAUCGAAGCUAAAAAAUCAAACCACACUAUCUAUGACGAUUCAAAUAAUGAGGUCAAAGACGCAACUGUUGUUUUUGAAGCUUCAAAUGAGAUCAACACUCAAUCUGGGAUCACUGCAUCUUCAAGAGUUGCUCCAGUCUCAACCGUCGCAAGUUCUGGUUCAUCAAGUGCGACUGCUUCAUCAUCACAUUCUUCAAAAGGUGGUGCUCAUAUGAACUCUGCUGCUGGUUUCAGUUUCUGGAGUGUUUUCGUUGUUGCCGUCUCCUACUUGAUUUAG
This is a messenger RNA of Hansenula anomala, 1488 nucleotides long. RefSeq names its product putative 1,3-beta-glucanosyltransferase (gene GAS3). NCBI's taxonomy places the organism in Eukaryota, Fungi, Ascomycota, Saccharomycetes, Phaffomycetales, Wickerhamomycetaceae. Bases 1 to 1488 code for a protein of 495 amino acids. Gene Ontology annotation, biological process: fungal-type cell wall (1->3)-beta-D-glucan biosynthetic process. Gene Ontology annotation, cellular component: cytoplasm; fungal-type cell wall. The record is from RefSeq and is a predicted model, not a curated record. The transcript has a single exon.